UCGAGUGACACCGACGUUAGCAUUUAGCAUUUAGCAGCGCUAAAGCUUGCCGGUGUGCUCGCUACAAGACACCAGAAUGUUGAAAGAGUUGGUGAAAGAGCGACUAAUGGCGGCAGCUGAUGAAAUAUUCGCGCUGUUUGAAAGCACGAUAACGUCGUACGAGGAGGAACUUUCUCGAACGAGAGAGGAGAAGGAGCGACAUCGACCACAACUGGAAGCUGCUUGCAAAACUCAAAUUGUGCUACACGUUGAAGACGUCCAGCAGCUGAGUGGUCAUCAAGAACGUCCACCUACGCCACAGGAGGAAAGCUCCACAUUGAAGCAGGGGGAUCCACAACCCCCUGACCUUAAAGAGGAAGAGGAGGAACAUAUGAUCAGUCAGUCAGGAGAAGAGUUUUUUCUCAGGCCGCAUGAGGCUGAUCUCACCAAGUUGCCUCUGACUGGUGUCUCUGUGAAGACUGUAGACCAUGAAGACAAACCACAAGUUGACAACCUCUUAGCUCCUCUAUCAGAUAGUGACGACGUAAUGUCACACUCUACUGAGGAUGGAGACGGGGACUACACCCAAGAACCUUUGAGCGGCAAUACAGACUGUGAGGGUGAUAUGAGGACUCACACAGACAGCAAACACCCUGAAUGCUCUGAAAAGAACAAAGGUAAAAAACGUUUUACCUGCUCCAUUUGUGCUAAAUGUUUUUGUAGGAACGCUAAUCAUGUUCGACACAUGAGAACACACACAGGAGAAAAACCUUUCUGUUGCUCCGUUUGCAGCAAUAGUUUUUCUCACAAGACCACUCUGACUGCGCACAUGAGAACGCACACAGGAGAAAAACCUUUUGAUUGUUCAGUUUGCGGUGAAACGUUUUCUCACAGGAAGUACCUGAUACCUCACAUGAGAACGCACACAGGAGAAAAACCUUACACUUGCUCAGUUUGCGGCAAAAGUUUUUCUCAGAAAUACGCGUUGACCGUGCACACGAGAACGCACACAGGAGAAAAACCUUACAUAUGCUCAGUUUGCUGCAAAACGUGUUCUCAGAAGGCCGCUUUGACCGCGCACAUGAGAACACACACAGGAGAAAAACCUUUUAUUUGUUCAGUCUGUGGUGACAAAUUCUCCCGGCGAUACAUACUGAAAUUACACAUGAGAAGACACACAGGCGAAAAACCUUUCACUUGCUCAGUUUGCGGGGAUAUUUUUUCUCGGAAGGACAGCCUGAAAUUGCACAUGAUAAAACACACAGGAGAAAUACAUUUUGUUUGUCCAGUUUGUCAUACAUUUUAUCCUGACAAGCAAAGUUUGACAGCACACGUGACAACACACAACAGAGAAUAAAUGUUUUCCUGUCAAGUGUGUGCUCUAAGAUUGUCAAGUUGUAAAUGGUAAAUGGGUUAUACUUGUAUAGCGCUUUUCUACCUUUAAGGUACUCAAAGCGCUUUGACACUAUUUCCACAUUCACCCAUUCACACACACAUUCACACACUGAUGGCGGGAGCUGCCAUGCAAGGCCCUAACCACCACCCAUCAGGAGCAAGGGUGAAGUGUCUUGUGACAAGGUUGGUAGAAGGUGGGGAUCGAACCAGGAACCCUCAGGUUGCUGGCACGGCCACUCCCCCAACCGCACCACGCCGUCCCCAAGGGUGAAUUCAAACCAUUCCAGUGUGGAAUGGUUUGAAUCGGUUGAAAAAUGUGCGAAUUGUGGAAGUUUAAAAAAAAUGGACAAUUCAUUUUGAAUGGAAAUGUCCCUGAAAAACUGGGAAUUCUUUGAAAUUCGGGAAUCUUUUUUUAAUUGUUGAAGUAGAGCACACAAUUUUGAACAUGCUGGAUAUUUUGGAGUUGGAAUGGUGUGAAUCGGAUGAAAAAUGUGGGAGUUGUGGAACUUUGAAAAAUGUCCCAUUCAUUUCAAUUUGAAUUUGACAAAAAAUUUGGGAAUUUCGGGAAAAGCGGGAAUUUUGGGGAAAAUGUUAAAAAACUUGAAUGGUUUGAAUCAGUUGAAAUGGUUGGUGUUUAAAUUUUUCAGAUCGGUGAAGUUGUAACAUUUUUAAUUGAGGAAUGGUAUUAAGGAAUUCCAGGAAUUUUGGGAAAACCGGUAAUUUUUCCAGUUCAAAAGACAACUUUGGUUUUUUGUCCUGAUUAAGAGGAAUGUUUGGACGGUGGAACGGUUGAAGUGGGUUGAAAAAUGUGGAAGGGGUAGUCGCCAGAAAAAAGGGUGGAAAUAGGGCAUUGGAAAAGCAGGAAUUCUGGAAAAUCCUGGAAUUUUGUUGAACCUGGAAAAAGGGUAGUUUGAAUGUGGAAAACCAUUACCUUUUGUUUAUGUUCUAAGACUUAGUUUAACUGUACUGCUGGUGAGAACAUUGAGUGACUGCUGAGCGCGACCUAUAAAAAUGAUUUGUGUAGGUAAAAUGAGUAAUGAAUGAUUUUGUUGUAGAAGUUGUCUCUUGUGAAAAGUAGCCGUAGUAGUGAAGUGAAUGAUAUUUAUAUGGCGCUUUUUUACUGUUGACUCAAGCGCUUUACUUAGUAAAAACCCAUGAUCUAACUUACAUUUAAACCAGUGUGGGUGGCACUGGGAGCAGGUGGCUAAAGUAUCUUGCCCAAGGACAACCGAGCCACAUCAGUCCCAGUAGUUCAUUUCUAACAUGUACACAGCAUAGAGAUGUUCGAUAAUAUCGGACUGCCGAUAUUAUCGGCCGAUAGAUGCUUUAAAAUGUAAUAUCGGAUAUUAUCGGUAUCGGUUUCAAAAAGUAAAAUGUAUGACUUUUUAAAACGCCGCUGUACGGAGUGGUACACGGACGUAGGGAGAAGUACAGAGCAGUUUUUCCUGGGAGACUCCCGAAUUUCAAUGCCCCUCCCGAGGCAACCAUUCUCCCGAAUUUCUCCCGAGACAACAAUAUUGGGGGCCUUUGCCUUUAAGGCUACUGCCUUUGCGUGCCGGCCCAAUCACAUAAUAUCUACCGCUUUUCACACACACAAGUGAAUGCAAGGCAUACUUGGUCAACGGCCAUACAGGGCACACUGAGUGUGGCCGUAUAAACAACUUUAACACUGUUACAAAUAUGCGCCACACUGUGAACCCACACCAAACAAGAAUGACAAACACAUUUCGGGAGAACAUCCGCACCGUAACACAACAUAAACACAACAGAACAAAUACCCAGAACCCCCUGCAGCACUAACUCUUCCGGGACGCUACAAUAUACACCCCCCGCUCCCCUCCCCCAACCCCGCCCACCUCAACCUCCUCAUGCUCUCUCAGGGAGACCAUGUCCCAAAUUCCAAGCUGCUGUUUUGAGGCAUGUUAAAAAAAAAUAUGCACUUUGUGACUUCAAUAAUAAAUAUGGCAGUGCCAUGUUGGCAUUUUUUUCCAUAACUUGAGUUGAUUUAUUUUGGAAUACCUUGUUACAUUGUUUAAUGCAUCCAGCGGGGCAUCACAACAAAAUUAGGCAUAAUAAUGUGUUAAUUCCACGACUCUAUAUAUCCGUAUCGGUUGAUAUCGGAAUCGGUAAUUAAGAGUUGGACAAUAUCGGAUAUUGGCAAAAAAACAUUAUCGGACAUCUCUAAUACAGCACUUCAAUAGUGAUAUGUUGUGUGUAUGAUACCAGAUUCCCUCAUGAGUCCCAGGUUAGUGUGCCACUAAGAACAGCAGCUACAUUAUUUUAAACUAACUCUCAUCAAAGUGUUUUUUUUGUAUGUUAUCUGUCUUUAUGAUGGCACCAACGCAAGGCUUCAUCAGUUCAUUCUUUAUUUGAAGAGCAUUUAUCUGGCUCACCCAUCUUUUCUUUUCUUCUGGAAUACUCUCUCUUUUAUUUAUG
Messenger RNA from Entelurus aequoreus (snake pipefish), 3810 nucleotides. RefSeq names its product zinc finger protein OZF-like. Lineage: Eukaryota; Metazoa; Chordata; Actinopteri; Syngnathiformes; Syngnathidae. Gene Ontology annotation, cellular component: nucleus. The transcript has 2 exons. The coding region runs from base 77 to 1336 and encodes 419 amino acids. Gene Ontology annotation, biological process: regulation of transcription by RNA polymerase II. Gene Ontology annotation, molecular function: RNA polymerase II cis-regulatory region sequence-specific DNA binding; DNA-binding transcription activator activity, RNA polymerase II-specific. The record is from RefSeq and is a predicted model, not a curated record.